Molecule: messenger RNA, 891 nt
Organism: Lotus japonicus
Lineage: Eukaryota; Viridiplantae; Streptophyta; Magnoliopsida; Fabales; Fabaceae
Exons: 6
Coding region: 55-735 (226 amino acids)
Biological process (GO): protein phosphorylation
Cellular component (GO): nucleus; cytosol; EKC/KEOPS complex
Molecular function (GO): protein serine/threonine kinase activity; ATP binding
Source: RefSeq, a predicted model, not a curated record
UUGCAGCUGUAGGGUUAAUUACAAUAAAACUUCACUGUGAAAACCUGCAAUACUAUGGAGCCUGAAGCUGACUAUAAAGAUAGCUCUCUUGUUCUGAUUAAGCAAGGAGCUGAAGCUAGGGUUUUUGAGUCUUCUUUUGUGGGAAGGAGGUCUGUUAUCAAGGAACGUUUCUCAAAGAAAUACAGACAUCCAAUUUUGGAUUCUAAGUUGACACUCAAGCGCUUAAAUGCGGAGGCUAGGUGCAUGACCAAAGCAAGGCGCCUUGGGGUUCGUACUCCCGUGCUUUAUGCUGUGGAUCCUGUUGUGCACACAUUAACAUUUGAAUAUGUUGACGGCCCUUCAGUCAAAGAUGUGUUUCUUGAAUUUGGGUCUCUUGGUGUCAACGAAGAACGUAUGGGCAACAUUGCGUCCCAAAUUGGUGAUGCAAUUGGAAAGUUGCAUGAUGGAGGUCUUGUUCAUGAUGAUUUAACUACAUCAAACAUGUUAUUGAAGAAUGAUACCAAUCAGUUGGUUCUUAUUGACUUUGGUUUGAGCUUCACUUCAACUCUACCGGAAGAUAAGGCUGUUGAUUUGUAUGUCCUGGAAAGAGCUAUUCUUUCAAUGCAUUCUUCAUGUGGCAAUGUGAUGGAUCAGAUACUUGCAGCAUACCGCAAGUCAUCAAAGCAGUGGUCAUCCACAUUGAACAAGCUGGCGCAAGUGCGACAAAGAGGACGAAAGAGGACCAUGGUUGGGUGAUUCUUUCUCAAACUUCAUUUCCAUAUUUGAGUAAACAUGAGGAUGACAAUCAGUGAAUGUUAGUAAUGUAAUCUAUGUUUAACUUCUCUGUUUUUGCAUAUUUGUAAUAUGCACAUCUAUUACAGUUCUGGAGAAAUGCAGCGACAUUUGAACUUC